GAGAAGCUUAUAAAUUACAAAUCCCUGAAUCAGCUGCUCUUUUCUUCCAUCUGUUUCUUUCUUACAAUUCAAUACUUUGAAGAAGAAGGAAUCAGACCAAACACAGAGACCAAAAACGAAGGAGUUUCUCAUCUAUUACAGAGACCCUUCUCUCCUCUGAACAAACAACAAGAAGAGAGUACUCAUUCUCUUAACCAUGAUCUCAUUAAAUGGAAGCAGUCUUUUGAGCAAUACUGGUAUUAGUACUAGUUUCUCUCAAUCAAGAAGAAAUGUUCCUUCUUCACCUUCAAUAGUAAUGGUGGCUCAAUCUAACAACAAUCCAAAUCGAAAAGAGAAAAAAAUUGGGGCUGUAUCAAGUAAUGGUAGUACUACUUCUGCUGCUGCGAAUGAAAUCAAAGAAAUAGAUUCCAAAUCUACUAUUGCUUCUGGUGGUGUUCAAGAUUUUUAUGGUGAAGAUCAAGCUACUGAAGAUCAACUUGUUACCCCUUGGACUACUUCUGUUGCUAGUGGGUAUUCGUUGUUGAGGGAUCCACACCACAACAAAGGGCUAGCUUUCUCUGAGAAGGAGAGAGAUGCUCAUUAUUUACGUGGUCUUCUACCACCGACUGUUGUAUCUCAAGAUAUUCAGGUGAAGAAAAUGAUGCACAAUAUGCGUCAAUAUAAAGUUCCAUUGCAACGAUACAUGGCCAUGAUGGAUCUUCAGAACAUGAAUGAAAGGCUUUUCUACAAAGUGCUUAUUAACAAUGUGGAGGAAUUGCUGCCUGUUGUUUACACCCCAACUGUUGGUGAGGCUUGUCAGAAAUACGGAAGCAUAUUUAGACGCCCUCAGGGUCUUUAUAUCAGUUUAAAAGAGAAGGGUAAGAUUCUUGAGGUGCUCAAGAACUGGCCAGAGAAGAACAUCCAAGUCAUUGUCGUCACUGAUGGUGAACGAAUUUUGGGUCUUGGAGACCUUGGUUGCCAGGGAAUGGGAAUACCUGUUGGGAAACUUGCUCUGUAUACUGCACUAGGAGGAAUUCGACCCUCUGCGUCCUUGCCUGUAACCAUCGAUGUGGGGACUAACAACGAGGCAUUGUUGAAGGACGACUUCUACAUUGGACUCAGGCAAAAGAGGGCGACGGGCCAGGAAUAUUCUGAGCUUCUAGAUGAAUUCAUGUCAGCUGUCAAACAAGUCUACGGGGAGAAAGUCCUGAUACAGUUUGAAGACUUCGCAAAUCAUAAUGCUUUUGAGCUACUAGCAAAAUACCGAAAAACUCAUCUCGUCUUCAAUGAUGAUAUACAGGGGACAGCAUCUGUUGUCCUUGCAGGGAUUGUUUCAGCAUUGAAGUUAGUUGGAGGGACUUUAGCUGAGCACACAUUUUUGUUUCUUGGUGCUGGAGAGGCCGGUACAGGUAUUGCGGAACUCAUUGCUCUUGAGAUGUCAAAACAGACCAAAGCUCCAAUUGAAGAGACUCGAAAGAAGAUUUGGCUUGUAGACUCCAAGGGAUUGAUUGUGAAGUCUCGCAAAGAAUCACUUCAGCAUUUUAAGGAACCAUGGGCACAUGACCAUGAACCUAUCAGGAAUCUCUUGGAUGCUGUGAAGUCAAUCAAGCCGACUGUACUGAUUGGAUCAUCUGGAGUUGGGCAAACAUUCACAAAAGAGGUCGUUGAGGCCAUGUCUUCCUUUAAUGAGGUAAUCGCUCUAGCCCAACUUUAUCUCCAUCUCCAUCUAUAUCUUUAUCUAUUUGAUGAGGCUGAUAUUGGUGUGUACAAUGACAUGCAGAAACCUGUAAUUCUUGCUCUAUCCAAUCCAACCUCCCAAUCAGAGUGUACAGCCGAACAGGCAUACAGCUGGAGUAAUGGCCGUGCAAUUUUUGCUAGUGGAAGUCCAUUUGAUCCUGUAGAAUUCAAUGACAGAGUGUUUGUGUCUGGCCAGGCGAACAACGCUUACAUAUUCCCUGGAUUUGGUCUGGGUUUGAUCAUGUCAGGUGCCAUCCGUGUUCAUGACGACAUGUUAUUAGCAGCAUCUGAGGCUCUAGCAGCAGAGGUGAGCCAAGAAAAUUAUGAUAAUGGUCUAAUUUACCCACCAUUCUCUGAUAUCAGAAAGAUAUCUGCUCAAAUUGCUGCUAAAGUAGCUGCAAAGGCAUAUGAACUUGGUUUAGCAACUCGUCUUCCUCAGCCACUGAAUCUUGUUCAGUAUGCUGAGAGCUGUAUGUACAGCCCAGACUACCGAAGUUACAGGUGAUCCAAUUGGUUCAAAAUUUUGUUUUCUUUCAGGGUUUUUACAAACUGUAAGCUUUUUCUUUUAUAUUAAGAUACUUUCAUUCUUUUUUCUCUUCUUGUGUUGUAUUUGAUUCCUCAUAUGAGAAGAAAAAAGUUGGUAGGUUUCGGUUGUAGGAGUCUUGGUAAAUUGGGUAGAACUGGUGUGUGUGGGGUGAUUCAUCUUUAAAGUGACGCUGUAAGAAUAUUAUUUUACGUGAAAUAAUUAUAGUCUGUUAGUCGAUUUAUCAGAAAA
Molecule: messenger RNA, 2491 nt
Organism: Papaver somniferum (opium poppy)
Lineage: Eukaryota; Viridiplantae; Streptophyta; Magnoliopsida; Ranunculales; Papaveraceae
Product: NADP-dependent malic enzyme-like
Exons: 17
Coding region: 197-2221 (674 amino acids)
Biological process (GO): pyruvate metabolic process; malate metabolic process
Cellular component (GO): chloroplast
Molecular function (GO): malate dehydrogenase (decarboxylating) (NAD+) activity; malate dehydrogenase (decarboxylating) (NADP+) activity; NAD binding
Source: RefSeq, a predicted model, not a curated record